GCCGGCAUGCACCCGACCGGACACCAGAGUAAGGAGGAGCUGGGCCGCGCCAUGCAGGUAGCGAAGGUCUCCACCGCCUCCGUGGGGCGCUUCCAGGAGCGCCUGCCCAAGGAGAAGGCGCCCCGGGGCUCGGGCAAAAAGAGGAAGUUCCAGCCCCUUUUCGGGGACUUUGCAGCUGAGAAAAAGAACCAGUUGGAGCUACUUCGCAUCAUGAACAGCAAGAGGCCUAAGCUAGAUGUGACGAGGGCCACCAACAAGCAGAUGAGAGAGGAGGACCAAGAAGAGGCCGCUAAGAGGAAGAAAAUGGGCCCAAAGGGCAAGAGAAAAGGAGGCCGACAGGGUGCUGGGGGCAAGAGGAAAGGUGGCCCGCCCAGCCAGGGAGGGAAGAGAAAAGGAGGUUUGGGAGGCAGGACACAAUCCCGGCCGCCUGGUUUGGGUAGCAAGAGGAAAGGAGGGCAGCGCCAAGGAGGAAAGAGGAGGAAGUAAUAACUUUCAUUGGAAGGGAUGUCCCUGUUCCAUAAAAGAAGAAUGUACUGUAUAUGCAAAAUGUUAAAUUCUAGAGGGUGGAAAAUGAGGUGCCUGUUGCCUUCAUUGAACUUGCCAGUUGAAGGGAUACAACUGCUCUCCACAGAUGACUGUACGAGUUAACCAAGAACUUAGGUGGAGAUAAGGGUAUGUUUGAGGGCCUAAGAGUUGGGGAGAUAAUUUGAAGCCAUGAAAGAAUUCUAUUCUUUGAGUUAUCUUGCAUUUACAUUUUGGAUAUGGACUUAGGAGUUGGUCAUGUUUCAGGAAGUUAAUAGAUGAUUUGCACAUUCCUGCGUUAUUUUUAUUAUAACAUUUGUAAGCAGAGAGGAAGUUAUUUUCUAACUGGAUUUACAAGUAACUAUUAUAAAAGUUAUUUAAUAAAAAUGUGUAAUGCUUUUAACUUUUUGACUUGGUAGAGUGGACAUGAUGCCAUUGACUUG
Messenger RNA from Octodon degus (degu), 965 nucleotides. RefSeq names its product ribosome biogenesis regulatory protein homolog. The record is from RefSeq and is a predicted model, not a curated record. Lineage: Eukaryota; Metazoa; Chordata; Mammalia; Rodentia; Octodontidae. The coding region runs from base 7 to 486 and encodes 159 amino acids. The transcript has a single exon.